GAACUUAAGUUUCCCAAGGACGUAAAUGAAUUAAAAAGGCUCGUCCAUAUCUUUCAUCAAUAUCAGCAAGAUCACUACUGGCACGUUCUGGUAAUCUUUGUAGCCGCCUAUUUAUAUAAACAAACAUUUUCAAUACCUGGUUCUGUCUUCACGAACAUUUUCGCUGGUGCAGUGUUUGGUUUAUGGCAAGGAUUCUUACUGGCAUCCGUUCUGACUGCUGCUGGCGCUACUAGCUGUUUCCUAUUAUCUAAAUUUGUGACCAAAACUAUCAUAGGAUAUUAUUUUCCAAAUAAAAUGAAGCUGCUAAGGGAAAAGGCAGAACAAAACUCGGACGGCUUAUUCUUCUUUCUCCUUUCCUUGCGAUUUUUCCCAAUGACUCCUAAUUGGUUUCUGAAUGUGUCACUUCCAGCCAUUGGAGUACCAAUAACAUAUUUCUUUUUCUCAGUCUUGAUAGGUUUAAUGCCAUACAAUUAUAUUUGCUGUCAAGCUGGUUUACUUCUAUCCAAAAUGACCUCAGUCCAUGACUUACUCGACCUCAAUACCGUUUUAGGCAUGAUUGGAAUGGCUGUAGUAGCAUUUUUACCUGGCGCAAUAAUUCGUAAUCGUGCUAAGAAAACGAAAUGA
Molecule: messenger RNA, 624 nt
Organism: Trichoplax adhaerens
Lineage: Eukaryota; Metazoa; Placozoa; Uniplacotomia; Trichoplacea; Trichoplacidae
Exons: 4
Source: RefSeq, a predicted model, not a curated record